Messenger RNA from Pelobates fuscus (common spadefoot toad), 5312 nucleotides. RefSeq names its product zinc finger protein 585A-like. Gene Ontology annotation, cellular component: nucleus. Gene Ontology annotation, biological process: regulation of transcription by RNA polymerase II. The transcript is spliced from 12 exons. NCBI's taxonomy places the organism in Eukaryota, Metazoa, Chordata, Amphibia, Anura, Pelobatidae. Gene Ontology annotation, molecular function: DNA-binding transcription activator activity, RNA polymerase II-specific; RNA polymerase II cis-regulatory region sequence-specific DNA binding. The coding region runs from base 63 to 3680 and encodes 1205 amino acids. The record is from RefSeq and is a predicted model, not a curated record.
CGGAAGUGGGCGGAGCUACUGUCCCGUAGAGGCCGCGGCCGGGAGAGGCUAAUGUGGCCGCCAUGGAAGACAAGACAGUGGGUACGGACAUGGUGAAAAUUGAACCUCCUGAUGUCGUGCCAGAUCAGGAGGAGCUGCAGGAACCACUGAAAUGUGAACCCCAGAUAGAUUCCUCUGGUGUUGUACUUGCUGGAUCCAUGGACUGCUUGGUGGAUUACAAUCUAGGGACUCAGCUCACAGUGGAGCAGGAGAUACAGAUCGGUGAUGGCCCACCCCCAUGUUUGGAUUAUAACAUGAGCUUCCUUCCCAGAAAGGCAGCCAAGCCAAAACAGCAGAAACUGGCUGGAGAAAGGCAUUUCAGCUGCAGACAUUGCGGCAAAAGCUUCCUACGCAGCACUGAUCUGGCGAAGCAUGAGAAAUCCCACACGGAGGAGAGGACCUACGCAUGCAAUGUCUGCGGGAAGAACUUCCGUAGACACACAUCCCUGCUGAUACAUGCGCGCAUCCAUACCGGGGAACGUCCAUACCAGUGUACGGAGUGUGGAAAGAGCUUUGUCCAGAGGCAGCACCUCACCACCCACCAGCGCACUCACACCGGUGAGAAGCCCUUUCAGUGCAUUGAGUGUGGCAAGGGAUUCCGGUGGCGGUCAGAGCUGCUGAAACACCAGAAGGUCCACACAGACAAGCCUUCGGUGGUAUUUGAUGAUCUGGCCUCAUCGUUCUCCAAGGAAGAGUGGAUGGAGUUGGAGGAGUGGCAGAAGGAACUCUACCGCAACGUCAUGAAAGAAACCUCCGAGACGUUAAUAUCUCUUGGAGAAGGUCUGGUGGAGAAAGCCAUUGGUGAGAAGAACGUGGGUGGCCUAGACUCCUCUGCUGGUUUAGCAGCUGACUGUACCGGUAAUUUACCCCUUUGUCCCGAGGAGGCUGUAGCACGCAGUAACCAGCUGGGUGGGGGGCAAAGCCAACAUGGACAUGCUUUGGACAUUGCUGAAGGGAAAGCUGCAGCCUUCUCAGAAGGUGUAGACAAAAUUCGGAUAAAAUUUCUAGAUCGCUCAUGUGUUUCCAAGGUUGACAGGGCUCACGCUUGUGCAGAGUGUGGCAAAGUCUUCUACAACAAGAGGACAUUGAAGGCCCACCUCAGGGCUCAUCUUGGGGAGAGGUCGUACAUCUGCAAUGUCUGCGGGAAGUGUUUUCGAAGACACACUUCAUUGCUCAUCCAUGAGCGUAUACAUACCGGGGAACGGCCAUACCAAUGUACCCAGUGCGGCAAGAGCUUCGUCCAACGUCAGCAUCUCAACACCCACCAGCGCACUCACACCGGCGAGAAGCCCUUUCAGUGCCUGGAGUGUGGUAAGGGAUUCCGGUGGAGGUCAGAGCUGCUGAAACACCAGAAGGUUCAUGAGCAGGAGGUGGCAGAGAAUUCCAUAAAGGAGGAGAGCGAAAACUAUGACGGCUGUGAGAAUGGCGAGGACUCUGAGAUUUCAGGAGGAGCAGAUUCGAAAACGCAGGGUAAAAUUCCACAGAACAAAAGUCGCGCCUUAGGAAAACGUCCGCGUACAGUUAGUCGUCUUCGCAAUCCCAAAGGUGAUAAAGCCCAUGCUUGUGCCGAGUGUGGUAAAAUCUUUUACAACAAGCGGACACUGAAGGCCCAUCUAAAGGGGCACCUCGGCGAGAGGUCCUACAUCUGCAACGUCUGCGGGAAAUGUUUCCGAAGACACACUGCUCUGCUGAUCCACGAACGGAUUCACACCGGCGAGCGGCCGUACAAGUGCAUGCAGUGUGGUAAGAGCUUCGUCCAGCAGCAACAUCUCACCACCCACAAGAGGACGCACACCGGUGAAAAACCAUUUCCCUGCAGUAUCUGUGGCAACAGCUACCGCUGGAGAUCUGAGCUGGCCAAGCACCAAAAGGUUCAUGAAGAAGAGAAUACGGCAAAUGGCUCUGAAGAUGGGCAGAAAGACAAUACUGGGAGGAAGCGACGCUGCAAGCGUGGAGAGAAAGCACCUUUGGGAACCCUUGAGAGAGGCAAAGCUUUGGGAAAGCGAGCAAGGCUCCUGCUGCGACAGCGGGCACAAAAGACAGAGCGCACUCACUCCUGCCCAGAAUGUGGUAAAAACUUUGUAAACAAGAGGACUCUUCGUACCCAUCAGCGGGUCCACACAGAUGAGCGAUCCUAUAUCUGCAACGUAUGUGGGAAAAGUUUCCGAAGACAUACCUCCCUUCUCAUCCAUGAGCGUAUUCACACCGGCGAACGCCCAUAUCAAUGUGCGCAGUGUGGCAAGAGCUUUGUGCAGCGGCAGCACCUGACCACACAUCUGAAGACGCAUACGGGCGAGAAGCCUUUCCAGUGCUCUGUAUGUGGGAAAGGUUAUCGCUGGAGGUCAGAGCUUGUCAAACACCAGAAGGUGCACGAAGAGGAGAGUGUCUUGGACGGAGUGGAUGCCAUGUGUAAAUCUGAAACGGUGAAUUUUCUGGAUGAUGACUGGAGAGCAAUUAAUGGUGAUCCUGCGCAGCAAGGCGUGGGAGCCGAUUCCAGUGGGGAUGGAAGCUCUGCAGACAAAGGGAUGAACGAGGGGUCCGUGCGCUCAGUGCAGGAACGGCUCUUUCCUUGUACUCAGUGUGAGAAGAGCUUUCUGCGCAGCUCCGAUCUUGUCAGACACCAAAGGAGCCAUCUUGGAGAGCGGCCAUAUGUGUGCAAUCAGUGUGGCAAGUGCUUCCGGCGCAACACAUCGCUAAUCAUUCAUGAACGCAUCCACACUGGGGAGCGGCCCUACCAGUGUGCUCAGUGCGGCAAAAACUUUGUGCAGCGUCAGCAUCUCACCACCCAUCUAAAGACACACACGGGGGAAAAACCAUUUCCCUGCAACAUCUGUGGAAAGAGUUACCGCUGGAGGUCCGAACUGGUUAAACAUCAGAGGGUGCACAGUGGAGAGACCCCUGUCACAUUUGAUGAUGUAGCUGUGUGUUUCUCAGAGGAGUGGAAGGAUUUGGAGGAAUGGCAAAAGGAGCUGUACCGGAACAUGAUGAAAGAGAACACAGAUUCACUCAUGUCUUUGGCAGGGGAAGCUUGGAUCAAUAAGAACGGGAAGGAAAUGCAGUCUGGAAGGAAUACUGAAGAUUUGGGGACAUGUUCAGACUCUAAAGACAUUGCUCUGGGUUCAAGACCAGUGAUGAAUCAUGUUGCUCAGUCAGUGCAGGACUUCUCUGGCAAUCCCCUCCGGGGUGAGGAGCCUCACACUUCUGCAGAUGUUCUCAGAGGUUUUCGGACCAGCUUGCCCUUCCUGGACCAGCGGCGAGCACCCCGUGAAAAGCUUUUUGCCUGCACAGAAUGUGAAAAGCGUUUUGCUCGUAGCUCAGAUCUGCUAAAGCAUCAAAGAAGCCACCAAGCAGGGGAAAAGCCAAACCUGUGCAACGAAUGUGGAAAAAUAUUCCGAAGACGCACGGCCCUCAUUAUCCACAAGCGCAUUCACACGGGUGAGCGGCCAUACAAGUGCAAACAGUGUGGCAAGAGUUUUGUGCAGCGGCAGCAUCUCACCACUCACGUCAAGACUCAUACUGGUGAGAGACCCUACCCUUGCAUUGAGUGUGGUAAGAGCUAUCGCUGGAGGUCUGAGCUGCUAAAGCACCAGAAGGUCCAUGGAGAUUUGCUGGCUCCAUCUGCAGAGUACACACAGGGUUGAGACUAUUUUUCGACACGAGCUAUAUAUGCUCACAAUAAUGCAAGAUGGAGACCGUGUAUAUGGGAAUGCAGUGGAUCCAAAACUUUUCCCAGCGUUUCUAACUGGCACUUGCUGCGUUAUAUUGGGGGGGCAGGCCAAGGACUGAGUGCAAGUCACCUCUCAGACCAAGUCAGUAUCAGAAUAAGCCACAGUGAUCGACACGGGAACUUAACUCCGAGGCAGAAUACUUGCUGCUGACUUCUUAAAUUCCGUUUUCUGUGGAAAGGUUUUCCAAGGCUGUGACUUUAAAUCGAUCUAUCAAAAAUGUUUCUCCAAGAUUCUGAUAAUUCCAUCUGGCAUGUGAGAUCCAUGAGUUGACAGCCGAUUACAUGCCGUAAUCUAAGUGUAUUCUGCAGCUGAUGGAACUAGGUGUUCCACUUAUAUGGUGCAAUACUGGGUCAAAGUACAAAGACCCAAUCCCUCUGCCAAACAUCACACCAGCCUUGAGUGUGUUAAUCCCUGUGGAUUGUUUGUUUAAUUCCUUGGAGCUACACUGAUUUUAUUUUGUGUUUGUGUUUGCAUGCACACUUACACACAACAGUUUGGGCGCCACACACUCUGCUUCUCUCAUCGUCUAUGUCUCUCCCAACCCUUUACACUCUGUGACUCUUGGCUAUGUAGGAUACAUUCUGCCAUCUAAGAUUGGCGCUGUGCGGCUUGGCCUACAUUGCCUCUGGGUGGUACAUUCCAAACUGACACUGGGCACCAGGGUCUUAUAAACACUGGUUUGUGCCUAGUGCACGGUCAGUUGGUUUUAUCUUGCAGCUUAAGUUACGGAAGAGUUUGCACCAAGUCACAAGCAGUGGAUAGUUUGUGUAAACAAUUAUUUUAUCACAAAUCUCACCAAAUCCUAUCAGAUUUCAGCAAGGAGUGCCUGAGUGCAAAUUCCGUUUUUAACAGUGUUAGCGCAGAGUGCCGGAUCAGCACUUGCAAACAUACCUUUUAAGUUAUGUUGCUAUAAAACAUCUUUCACAUGUAUCUGUCUCAGAAACCAGUUCGGCAGCAGUCAGUGAUGCUUCUGGAUGUUGGCUAAAUGUCCCGGUGGUGUAACUCUUCCAAUUCAGUGUCUCACGUUGGAGGUUCUUAUUCAGUCUCCAUGGAGUUAUCCCACAUUGAAUGAAACCCUCCAAACAUCACAGACCCCAAUUCUUUUAAUUUCUAUUGCACAUUUUACCUUUCCCCAAGAUCUGAAUGACUAAACUGAUGAGAUUUAUUAACAACAAAUAAAGUUCCAACUAAUGAACCACAGAUUUAUAUGGAAAUUCCUGUUACACCUCAUGCUCGGCAAGCGCUGGGCAAUAUGGCAGCCAUUUUAAAGUAACUCCAUUUUAAAGAGCAGUAAUGCUAAUGUGUUUGUUUGUGUGACUGUGUUUGCUCUGUAAUAUUAUUGAACUUGUGUUGAGCUGCGUUUCAUUUCUGCACAUUCGGUUUGUUUUUUAAAACAUUUUAUUGGUUGUCAUGUUGUCCCUUCCAGAACUUAAAAAAACAAUUGUUGUUGAUUGUCUCUUUGCUUUGUAAUUUUUUAAGGGAGACAAAACAAUGUCAGCCUCUAAAUUAGCCCAGCUACCUAAAAAUAAAUAUACUGUAUCAACA